Molecule: messenger RNA, 651 nt
Organism: Syngnathus typhle (broad-nosed pipefish)
Lineage: Eukaryota; Metazoa; Chordata; Actinopteri; Syngnathiformes; Syngnathidae
Gene: ccdc172
Product: coiled-coil domain containing 172
Exons: 6
Coding region: 1-651 (216 amino acids)
Cellular component (GO): cytoplasm
Source: RefSeq, a predicted model, not a curated record
AUGAGUUUGAACAAACUCUUUCACCAAAUCCUCCUGACAGAACAACAUUUUAGUGAGCAGACUCAAAAGUUAAAAGAAGUGAAAGCAGCCAUCAUUGAAUGCAAGUCUCAAGUGAAAGCUGCUGUAGAAAAGUACCGGAAGACCACGGAAGAACUUGAAGUGAAGGAUCAGCAGUUGUCUGCGAUGAGGCUGCAGUGGGACUUGAUGAAGAAAUGUGAUGAGCAGAUAUCUAAGCAAAGCAAGGAGCUUCUCAGCCAGAAGGCUCGGCUGCAAGAACGACUGGCCAGGAUGAUGGCAGCCUUGAAAGACGAGGAGCGAGAGUUCCUGCGGGAGAUCUUGAGCUUCAACUGUGAUUUUAGUUUCCACGUGAGCAGAGAGACACCCUGUCAAACUCACACGGAGGUCCUCAAGCUGGACUUGGAGGUGGACUCAUUGUACAAAGAAAUGGAGGACAUGAGCCAGGCUAGCUGCCACAUGAGCGACUUACUGUCACAGAGGAGGAAUCUCAAGCUUGAAGCGCAGGCCCUCAAAAGCACGCUUGCAGUCUCGGAGCGGCGGCUGAGUGAGGCCAAAGAAAUGACAGCGGCUCUGCGGGCCCACAACCAGGCUGUCGGUCAGAAAGCCUUCACGGAUGAUGCCAUCGUCACGUGA